Messenger RNA from Camellia sinensis, 1366 nucleotides. RefSeq names its product octanoyltransferase LIP2, mitochondrial. Lineage: Eukaryota; Viridiplantae; Streptophyta; Magnoliopsida; Ericales; Theaceae. The record is from RefSeq and is a predicted model, not a curated record. Gene Ontology annotation, molecular function: lipoyl(octanoyl) transferase activity. Gene Ontology annotation, biological process: protein lipoylation.
GGUACCCGCCCAUUUCCCCAUAUGUUAGGGUUCUCUUUCUCAAUCUCCUCUCACGGCUUCUCAUUCUCACUCUCACGUAGCAGCGAAGGCAACAAUCUCCAUAGGUUUUGCAAAGGCAACGAUCUAGCGGCGGUGAUCUCCGUCGGCGUUACCACGGUGGUUCUCCAGCGUGAGUUUUUGGCACUCUUUUGCAAUUGGCGAAACCUGUCGAAGAGACUUACGCAUCAAUCAGCAGAAAAUACGGGAAUGCAAAUUUCUCGAAAUCUCAAGGUUUGGAAAAUGGGCACUGUCAACUACUUGGAGGCACUCAAGCUUCAAGACAAGCUGGUCUCAGACAGAAAAACCCGUAAGAUUUUUGAUACGAUUUUGUCCCUACAACAUCCACCUACAUAUACGCUUGGCAAACGGAGAACCGAUCACAAUUUACUAGUCCCUGAACCUGACCUAAAAAACAUAGGAGCCGAACUUCAUUACACACAGAGGGGCGGAGACAUUACAUUCCACGGUCCACAUCAAGCUAUCUUAUAUCCCAUUAUAUCUCUUCGGGAUAUAGGACUUGGUGCACGGAAAUAUGUGGAGAAACUCGAGUUAACUAUGAUUGAAUUUUCAUCAUUAUAUGGUGUGAAAGCUCAUGCUCAUGCUGGACAAACGGGCGAAACGGGUGUGUGGGUAGGUGACAGAAAGAUUGGCGCAAUCGGAGUUCGAAUUUCGUCUGGGAUUACCUCUCAUGGCUUGGCAUUUAACAUUGAUCCGGAUUUAAGCUACUUCAAGCAUAUUGUGCCUUGUGGGAUUGCGGACAAGGAUGUUACAUCUUUGAGAAGAGAGACAGAUAAGAUCCAAACAAGUUGAGAGGAGCAAUGAAGGAGCCUCAAGGCUCUGUCUCUGUGGAGACUAGUCUGCGGACAGCACCGCCGAGCAAAUCAAAUCCUAAGCAAAACAAAUAGUCUUUUGUUGAAAUUUGUCUAGUGAUCUAAAACAGAAAGAGAAAUCUUUUUCUGUAUCCACAUUUUUGCACUUUCUCUAUUGAUUUUUAUUUUCAGUUUGAUAGGAAAUGGCGACUUGGCUAGUUGCCUCUUUUUAGCUGAAGUCUCAUGCACACUGUCAUCUCUUUUUUUUUUGAAUGAUUUUUAGUUUGAUAGGAAGUAGACUUUGAUCUAUACAGUUUUUGCUGCAAUUUUUUUGGGGAACCCUCUGCUUCACAUGAAGACUAGUGGUUCUAUUUGUUCAUUUUAUUUUAUUUAUUUUGAAGUUGAUAUAGUCUGUGAUAAUUUAGGAGAGAGAAGAUGGAGAAGUGUAUGUAGGGCAGGGCAUUGUGUAAGAAAAUAGUGCAAAUUACACUAAAGUCCCCAUAGUUUGAGAUUUGUAU